UAAUCAGAGCACAGUCGCUUACUCCUUACGUUGUGCAUAAACAUGGGAUCGUCACUAUCUUCAAGCGCAAGACAGGUCGCCCAGAGGGCCGCACCGAGCUCCGGCCGAAAGCUGAAACCUUUUAGCCCCGAUGAAAUAGAGGCUCUGAAUCGGAUGGCAGAGAAGGACCAGGCACGCAUGAGAGAACCUCCCAGCAUGGAGGAGCUUAAUUCUAAGGAUGUUACCCUGGAUCAAUUCCUGUCGAAGCUGGGAGGCUCGAUUUCGGGGCGUGACUUGUCUCCUGACGAGCCAUCACAGGCGUCGACGAGCGGACGACCCCAGGUGCAGAUGCCACCGGCACGGCCAGCGAAGGCGGUUCGGGCAGCUGACGCUGCCGCUUGGCGUACAGUCGUCUCUGCUGACGACCAACCAGGGCGUCUGCAGUCGUACUUGAUACGGGAAAUCCUCGAAGCGCGAACCGCGGCGUCGGUUGAGGGGAAAGCGCUGGACCUUGAGCCCUACGCCAGCAUGUACCGCGCGGAUCGCGCCAAGCUGCUGAAGCUCAUGGAGUACAACUGCAUGCCCAAUGUCAGCAAGGUGGCAACCUUCGGCCACCAGUACGCCUUCGCACGUGCGCCUCGCUGGUGGUUUAAGGACGGCGUGUCAGGCGCGACCUACCUCUCGGAGCCGGACGAGCUGCGGCGCCGACUGAUGGGGAACCCCGUGGAGCAAGCGGCGGACGGGGCGAUGUUCCGCGGUGGCAGGAAGGAGGGCGAGGGCGAGGGUGCGCCGGCAGCGGAGGUGCAGGCGGGCAGCAAGGAGCGGCGGGCGUAGGGGUUUGCCGGGUCUGGUGUUGGGGUUUCGCGUGGCGGAGAGGUUGCGUGGCAUGGGUGUUGAGGGUUGUUGUUGGGUGUAGAGGAGGGUUUGUAGUUGGAAUGGUGGCUCCGGUAAUCAUGCAGCGGUUGCCUAGUUAGGACAUGGUGGUGAGCAGGUACGGUGCUUGGCGGGUAUGUCUGGCAGCAUGUGCGCGCAUGGGAACCGAGACGUUCGUCCCAAACUCCUACUCUCCGUUAGGUACGGCACGCGGUGAGCUGGAUGUCCAAAGCUGGUGU
Molecule: messenger RNA, 1091 nt
Organism: Astrephomene gubernaculifera
Lineage: Eukaryota; Viridiplantae; Chlorophyta; Chlorophyceae; Chlamydomonadales; Astrephomenaceae
Source: the annotation of a GenBank genome assembly